Budorcas taxicolor (takin) is the source of this 803-nucleotide messenger RNA. It is a transcript of the gene CCDC28B, whose product is annotated as coiled-coil domain containing 28B. The transcript has 6 exons. The coding region runs from base 78 to 680 and encodes 200 amino acids. NCBI's taxonomy places the organism in Eukaryota, Metazoa, Chordata, Mammalia, Artiodactyla, Bovidae. The record is from RefSeq and is a predicted model, not a curated record.
ACGGAAGCAUCACUCCGGACCCUAAAUCUUCAGUGGGGCUGCCUCCCUCCCAGGGCCUGAGGCCUAGCCAGCAUCCAAUGGAGGACAAGAAGAAGAAAAGGAGUCCCAAGCCCUGUCUGACCCAGCCAGCCCAGCCCCCAGGCACACUACGCAGGGUCCCAGUGCCCACAAGCCACAGUGGCUCCUUGGCCCUGGGACUCCCUCACCUGCCAUCCCCCAAACAGCGGACCAAGUUCAAGAGGGUAGGCAAGGAGAAAUGCCGCCCAGUGCUGGCAGGAGGUGCAGGCGGCUCUGCAGGCACGCCCCUGCAGCACUCUUUCCUGACCGAGGUGACCGACGUCUAUGAAAUGGAAGGGGGGCUGCUGAACCUGCUCAACGACUUCCACUCAGGCCGGCUGCAGGCCUUCGGGAAGGAAUGCUCCUUCGAGCAGUUGGAGCACGUGCGGGAGAUGCAGGAGAAGCUGGCCCGGCUGCACUUCAGCCUAGAUGUGUGUGGAGAGGAGGAAGAGGAGGAGGAAGAGGAGGACGGGGUGAUGGACGGGCUGCCUGAGGAGCAGAAGAAGACAAUGGCUGACCGCAACCUGGACCAGCUGCUUAGCAAUCUGGAAGAUCUUAGUAAUUCUAUACAGAAGCUGCACCUGGCUGAGAACGCCGAGCCCGAGGAGCCGUCAGCUGUGUAGGUGUUAAGACCCAGGCCUUGACUGUCCAUUCUCAUUUCCUUCAAACUGUGACUUUUUUACGGACUCGAGUGGGUGUUUCGCGGCCCCCCCAGGUGCUAUGGGAGAGGGGGGCACUGAAUGGAA